Prunus mume (Japanese apricot) is the source of this 742-nucleotide messenger RNA. RefSeq names its product ARM repeat superfamily protein. Gene Ontology annotation, molecular function: protein binding. NCBI's taxonomy places the organism in Eukaryota, Viridiplantae, Streptophyta, Magnoliopsida, Rosales, Rosaceae. The record is from RefSeq and is a predicted model, not a curated record.
AAAAAGAAGAGAAAAACAGGCGUCCCCUCUUCUUCUUCUUCUUCCUCGCGUUCGGAGGCAUAUAAUGUUUACGAAUGAACGGAGGCAAGAAGAGCGAACUGGAAGAUCUGGAACUCCAAGGCUGCAAUACCUUCAGGAAUUGGUUUCUCAAUUUCAGAAUACAACAGAUGAUGAAGAGACAAAAGAGAAAAUUGUUGCUAAUUUAGCCAACUUUGCUUAUGAUCCUUACAACUAUGCCUUCUUGCGGCAGCUCAACGUGUUGGAACUCUUUGUGGACUGCAUAACAGAACCGAAUGAGAAGCUGGUGGAAUUUGGUUUAGGAGGAAUUUGCAAUUGCUGCGCCGAUCCGGCAAAUGCCGUAGUUAUCACUCAGUGUGGUGGGAUCCCUCUUGUUAUUCAAUGUUUAUCAAGCCCAGUUAGAAACACUGUGAAUUAUGCAAUUGGAUCACUUUAUUAUCUAUGCAACGCAUCUAACAAGGGGGAGAUUAUGAAGCCAGAGGUGGUUGAUGUCAUGAAGAGAUAUGCUGCAGCUAAAGAAGUGAGUGUCAGUUUCAGUAAUCUAGCCAAGGCAUUUUUGGACAAACAUGUUUCUGAAACUGCUUAGAGAGAAAGUAGCUCUUGUUUUAUGAUGCAUCCGGAUUUUUGGUCUUUGUAAGCACUUCUGUUUCCUCCAGAAAAUUUUGUUCAACAUAUGGUUCCGCAUGGUUGUUUUGCCAGCACCUUUAUACCAAAAAUUCUGCUA